AUGUCACUGCUCACACGGGAUUGUCAACGCCAUGAAAUUUACAAGAAUCAAUACCGGGCGAUGUUUGUAGAAAAUGUCGAAGUUGUUGACGAGCUGAUGACGCAUCAAUUCGGCGAUAGAGAUCUCUUUUAUCCAGUUCGAUGUGUCGUUUGCAAGACUUCUGUUGGAGUGGUCGAUUUGGAAGAAGUUUAUCAUUUUUUCAACGUUCUUUCGGGUUACGCU
Messenger RNA from Mesorhabditis belari, 222 nucleotides. The record is from the annotation of a GenBank genome assembly. Lineage: Eukaryota; Metazoa; Nematoda; Chromadorea; Rhabditida; Rhabditidae.